Molecule: messenger RNA, 2437 nt
Organism: Patiria miniata (bat star)
Lineage: Eukaryota; Metazoa; Echinodermata; Asteroidea; Valvatida; Asterinidae
Product: ileal sodium/bile acid cotransporter-like
Exons: 2
Coding region: 157-1632 (491 amino acids)
Cellular component (GO): membrane
Source: RefSeq, a predicted model, not a curated record
AGUAACGGAUAAUCACUUUGGCUGCGCGUUGGGUGCAAGUGUUGUUUUCACCCAGGUGGGCCGUCAGGCAGGUUGCUUCAACUCCUCCAGCGGAACCCAAGUCAACAGGUGCAACAGCAUUCCACUGGACAAAAGAUCGUUCCAUCUUGAGACAAGAUGGUCUACCACUCUACAAUCCAAACGGUUCUCUUGGUGAUUGGGGGCUGUCUCGUCUUAGCCUCGGCACAACCAAGCUCCGUGAACUUCACUGUGAGCCAUGACGCCGACACGGACUUCUUUACCGUCAGAGAAGGCCAGGUGCUUCCUUUAAACAUCACCAUCACAGGCGGUGUGGAUUUAGGCAUCAUCAGCGUAGUCGGCACUGAUGACAGCAUUUACGAGAUAGUCAACGCCACGGAGCUCAACAUCACCGGCAGCGGGGAUCUACCUGUGAUGAUGACCGUGCAUGUGAGGGGGAAGGCCUUGGGGAUAUCGGAGCUGGAGCUCCGGGUGAAGAGGGAUGGUAUGGCCAAGGAGAUGGUGGGUGAGUACACUAUCAAGGUCAUCCGGGUGCCCACCAUCCUCGAUUUUUUGUUCACCUACCUGCUGCUGGUCUGGCUCUGCUUGUCUUACGUCACCACGGGGGCCAAGAUGCAGCCUAAGGUCAUCUGGAGCAAGAUGAAGCCUCCAUGGGGGAUCCUGAUCGGUAUGCUGGGCCAGUUCAUCCUGAUGCCACUCUGGGCUUUCGCCCUGACCAAGAUCUUCUCUCUGGAUAAUGAGACGGCACUGGGUCUAAUAUUCGUCGGUACCUGUCCAGGAGGCUGGCUCAGCAACAUCUUCAGUCUCCUGCUGGACUGUGACUUUGUCUUGAGUCUCACCAUGACCUUCUGUUCCACCGUCAUGGCCAUGGGGAUGAUGCCCCUUAAUCUCUUCAUCUAUGCCACGCCCCUCGUGGCUGAUAACUCCGAGCUCAAGACGCCAUUUGUGGAGCUCGCUAUCCAGCUGGCAGUCUUGGUAAUCCCCAUUGGGGUCGGUAUGGGGCUGUGCUACAAGUUCGAGAAGUUCAAGAAGAUCUGUGAGAAGCUCCUCAAGCCGCUGGCUGGCAUCCUGAUCCUGCUGGCUCUGGGUCUGGGCAUCCCCUCUCAGCUCUACAUCUUCACGUCUCCUUGGCAGGUGUGGGUUGUCUCGGCUCUCCUUCCGAUUGGAGGGGUCCUUUUAGGCGGGAUCAUCGCCAAGAUCAUCUGUCUUCCCAAGAAGUCUGUCAUCACUGUUGCCUUGGAGACAGGAGCGCAGAAUGCCCUCCUGGCCAAGACCAUGUUGGAUCUGUUCUACCCGCGCCCGGAGUCCGACCUGGUGGGCCGCGUCCCACUGAUGACCAGCCUCAUCAGCUUGGUCGAGGGUAUAGUCGUUACCUUGGCCUACGUCUUAAUCCGCUAUGUCUGCUGUCGCAAGGAUGAAGACCAGCAAGACUUAGUGGAGAAGGAUGCGAACGAGAGCGACAAGGCUGAGGAGGUCGAGAAAGGAGGCAAGCAGGAGGACCAGAAGACGGAAGAGGAGUCGCAGACCAACUUUACGGACGACAGUCCGACGGACCAAGCUCAUGUUAACCCCGUCUUCGAUGACACUGAAGAAAAUGAGCAGACAUGGGCGUAAAUCCCAGGAGGGGUGGGGAGGAUAUAUUCACCAAUUUUUGACGGGGAGAUUGGUCAUUGUAUCCCCCCCCCCAGCAUUUUCAGGAUUUUGCGGGGUAUAUGGUCAUCUCCAACUCGCCAAGCAUUUACGCCACUGUGAUCUAGCUCCUUGUAGAGAGAUGAUUAUUACAACUUGGUAGAUGACUAAACACGACACAGUGAGGUCCUUACACAUCCUCACGUCAUCACAAAUCCGCAAAAGUUAUCCCACUUUCAAAUCAAGUGUCAAGUUAUUAAAUAUUUAUAACUGAUAUAAGGUUCAUCCUCAAUGUUACGUGUGGCGUUACUUGUGAUUUGACUUGAAUUUUCAGUUUGCUUUUUCACGGACUUGAGAAACAGAAUAACUUUUAAUCAAUUCUCAAAGAUAGUGCCUGUGAAGAUAACUUGUUGCUAUGCUUCAGUACAUUUUCAGUAAAAUCAAAUUUCUCCGAUGUCACUAAAUACGCGUAUACGUUCUUCCAAACGUCACAUUAAGAAUCAUUUGCAUAAGCUGAAAGCUUUUAUAAAUAAUUGAUUAUGUAGAGCCUACACUCGGCGACUACUUGAUUUUUAGACUGAAGAAUGUGAAAUGUAAUAAUGACAACUGUAAAAGGUAGUAAUAUGCAGUAUUAUAAGUUGUAUAUAGUUCAUUAACAAAACAGUAGUCGAGCACAAAUAGUGAUUCGAGUAUUAUAAUAAUGAAAAAAUAAACUUGAAGAAACUCAAAAGGCAAUACAGUCGAACACCUUUAUAACAAGGUCCUUAGGACUUCACAAUUUACCUUGUUA